CAAACUCCAGUCAGGAGUGACGAUGCGUCACCUAUUGUAUUGACUGGCCCCUCUCGCCUAGUGCUGUGUACAUUGUGUUUUACAGGGCUGUAGCAAUAGUAGUAGUCGUGCCGAGCUGUUGAGAUUUAAAUUAUUAUUGUUGACCCCUUUUGUACCAAGGAGAUUUUUUGUACAACAGGAAUGAUAUGCUUUCUACAGACGGGAAGUCGGCAACGCAUGAUCAUCAGUGUAGAGUUGGCAGUGUAUUGAUGAUAUAUUCGUCAAUGAAUUACUGCAUUUAGCGAUAUUUUACACGGUCAUCAUGUGAGCGUGUUAUUCGGUUAAGCGCUUGGGUACAACAUUAUUGUGUAGGAGUGGGUUACCUCACGACCAGAAUUUUACCCUCGGUUGUACGUAUUCUGGUGGUUUAUUUACUUGGCAAGCUAAUUAUAUCCAAGGGCUUCUUUAGAAAGAAAUGAUAUUGACUCCUUAGAAAGAGUAUCUCCGGCCUCAUGAUAAUUUAAAAGACCUCCGUUUGAAGACAGUUGCUAUGAACGCUCAUGAACACUGAAGGAACAGACUUUAUGUGCUGUCAAUCCUUCAUGCUAGUGACAGACGAUUGCUGGAGCUAAAAUCAACGGACCUGUGUACACAGCUCUGUAAUAAUACUAUUAUGAACUCCCCGCCAUGCAACGGAUGUAUAUUUGACUGGGAAGCAUGUCAGACCGAUUGGAAUCAUCAUCCAUAAGCUUAUUAUAAUUCAUAUUAUCUUGGACGCCACCUAUUGAAGUAUGGCAUCAUCCAAUGGCACAGGAAAGAGAGUACCACCAUCGUAUGAAGAGACGAUGGAAGAGUUAGCUCGCAGAGAGCGUGGUCAAAACCCCAAGCACGACCCGACAUCGCCCGGACAGGGUGUGUACAGGAAAAGAACCGACGACGACGAAGUCGGUCACGAUGAUGCAGGGACGACCUCGGAAUACCAGUCGGCCAUUGUGUACACGAAAAGAGCCGACGACGACGAAGUCGGUUACGAUGAUGAAGGGACGACCUCGGAAUACCAGUCGGCCAUUGUGUACACGAAAAGAACCGACGACGACGAAGUCGGUUACGAUAAUGCAGGGACGACCUCGGAAUACCAGUCGGCCAUUGUGUACACGAAGAGAACCGACGACGAUGAAGUCGGUUACGAUGAUGAAGGGACGACCUCGGAAUACCAGUCGGCCAUUGUGUACACGAAAAGAACCGACGACGACGAAGUCGGUUACGAUGAUGCAGGGACGACCUCGGAAUACCAGUCGGCCAAACCCGCUACCAUCUCACACACCACGGUACAACCCAAGUACCUUCAACCCGAGACCACCCUCUUGCCUCAAAGUCCUACGUCACCAUCAACUGAACCUUCGAAAGGCUCCCCGAAGAAAAACCGCUUCAAGAAAUCAACCUCCAGAUCAACCUCCCGAUCAACAUCGUCGUCCAAACGUGAUCCAAACACUUACGCGUACGAAAAUCAACAGAGCGUGGACUACUGGGCGUCUGUAGAGCCUGUUACGAUUGAUCCUAAUAUCGAACCGAUCCUCAUGCGACCGAUGGUAACGCGAGUAGGACCAGACGGAAGGACGUACUUACGAGACACCAGUAUAGUUGUUGUACAGCAUGACGAGCAUGAAACGCGAAACACACAGAAGGUGAUCGGGAAACCAACUCGACCCGAUAACUACUUGUGGUAUUCUUUCGUGGGAAUGGCCUUUUGUUUCUUCUUUGGAAUUUUCUCUUUGAUGCGAUCAAGAGAGGUUCCCGCCAAAUUUGACGCGGGAGAUUACGAAGGUGCGCGGAAGGCUUCGUCGUCUGCUCGGAACUGGGCUACUAUCGCACUCAUCAUCGGAGCCGUCAUCAUCAUCGUCUUCAUCUUCCUUCUCUUCGUGAGCCCGUGCCCUCUCACAAGAGCACUUCAAUUCAAAGGUGUAUGUCCAGAGGGUGUGUGAGACAAUGAACGUGUAUGUAUCGCGUAUUCGAAGAGAGGUUCCUCGAAGCUUUUCUACCAUAACAGAAGAAGAUGGAUUCUAACAAUUUAUGAUUCGAUCUUCUGUUGCUGCUCACUCCAAGGAUGCAUGAGAGUGAGAAGACGAUUAAUAAUAAUGAUAAUAAUUAUGCCUUGUUUACCCAGGACAGCUUCAUGAGUGUUAAUACAAUUAUUCCUGGGCCCUAGCUGCAAUCCUAUGAAGAGAUGGUUUAAUGGAUCACGUUCUAUGAUAAGUAUUCUCGUGGAUAUGAGUGCAUGAUCACUGCUGAGGGAGUCAUUGUAAAGCGCAUGAAGCUAUAUGGCUUUGGCAAACAAUGUUUUUCACACUUGUGCACUUCAUCGAUUCCCGUUAAGUACAUUCAUUUUACGGAAAGGACAUCCCACUAAUUGUAUCAGAAAAUAUUUCAGCUGUUACAGGCUAAAUUAAAUUGGUUUAUGACUAUUAUAUCACGAAAUGACUGUACAAAUUGUACAAUUUUAAUUCAUGGAGUGUCAAAAAUAAUGCAAUUCAUGAUUUUUUCCCUUUGCACCUUAACGCCUAAGCCAUAAAAACUUUAAGAUGAUAGAAAUAGAUGUAAUCUUUAUUAGAUUUCAUUUGUGGAAGAAAGGCAAGCGAAAGGGGGGAAAUAUGGUUUCAUUCUAGUGUAAGAUAAUUGUGCAUUGGGUAAGAAGGAGAAGAAGCUUCCAACGACGGAAAGAUACAUGAAAUCACCUUCUAUUCGUAACCACAUAAUCACUCUUUGGUUUUAUAAUAAUGAUUAUAAUAAUAAUAAUGAUAACAAUGAUAAUGAUGUAAUAAGGGUUUCGUUUAAAGCAGUUUACCAGUUACAACCUUCCAAUUAUGUCCUUGAAGAUGAUAUGUCGCUUGCAAUAUAUAAAAUAACUUUAUUUAAGUUCAGUACGUUGAUAAUUUUUCUUUCCGGACUGCCGAAUAUCUGAUGUGUAAGAAAUGAUUAUGUAACCCCUGUAUCCCAUGUUCAAUUCUUAAUGUCAUGCUUUGACAGGGAUUUAGGCUUGAAAUUAUAGAGAAGUUAACAAGUUCAUGCUAUAUUGUCCCUUGCGUUAACUAUCACAUAACGAUUUUUAAAAGUCUCUCAUGAUUGUUAGCUGACAUUCCUAAGA
This is a messenger RNA of Strongylocentrotus purpuratus (purple sea urchin), 3121 nucleotides long. RefSeq lists its product as uncharacterized. The record is from RefSeq and is a predicted model, not a curated record. NCBI's taxonomy places the organism in Eukaryota, Metazoa, Echinodermata, Echinoidea, Camarodonta, Strongylocentrotidae. The transcript is spliced from 4 exons. Gene Ontology annotation, cellular component: membrane. Bases 771 to 1961 code for a protein of 396 amino acids.